CUAUCCCAUAGAUGGAGAGGGGCCCUCUCUGCCCCAGUGAGCGAUUUGGGCUACGGGCCAAGUUGCCACGAGCUAGCUCCGCUGAACCACUUCUGGCCCCGUGGGGGACUCCAGUCGCCAAGCGAGAGCGCACAGGUGUCGCCAUGCCCCAAAAGCCCCGCAAUCGUGUCAGAGGCGACCGAGCCCCCGACGCCCCUAGAACGUUGCCAACAAGAAGGGGGAACGUCAGAACAGUGGCACGCCGGGCGGCGGCCGGGUGGCGGCAGGAGGGCGGCAGGAGGGCGGGCGGGGGGCAGGGUUCCGGGGAACGGGGCGGGCCAUGGCGGAGGACGGCGAGGAGGCGGAGUUCCACUUCGCGGCGCUCUAUAUAAGCGGGCAGUGGCCGCGGCUGCGCGCUGACACUGACCUUCAGCGCCUCGGUUCCAGCGCCAUGGCUCCCUCCAGGAAGUUCUUCGUGGGGGGGAACUGGAAGAUGAACGGGAGGAAGCAGAAUCUAGGGGAGCUCAUCGGCACUCUGAACGCGGCCAAGGUGCCGGCAGACACCGAGGUGGUUUGCGCUCCCCCCACGGCCUAUAUCGACUUCGCCCGGCAGAAGCUAGAUCCCAAGAUUGCUGUGGCUGCGCAGAACUGCUACAAAGUGUCUAACGGGGCCUUUACUGGGGAGAUCAGCCCUGGCAUGAUCAAAGACUGUGGAGCCACGUGGGUGGUCCUGGGGCACUCAGAGAGAAGGCAUGUCUUCGGGGAGUCAGAUGAGCUGAUUGGGCAGAAAGUGGCCCAUGCUCUGGCAGAGGGACUCGGAGUAAUUGCCUGCAUCGGGGAGAAGCUAGAUGAACGGGAAGCCGGCAUCACUGAGAAGGUUGUUUUCGAGCAGACAAAGGUCAUCGCAGAUAACGUGAAGGACUGGAGCAAGGUCGUCCUGGCCUAUGAGCCUGUGUGGGCCAUCGGCACGGGCAAGACUGCAACACCUCAACAGGCCCAGGAAGUACACGAGAAGCUCCGAGGAUGGCUUAAGUCCAACGUCUCUGAUGCAGUGGCUCAGAGCACCCGUAUCAUUUAUGGAGGCUCUGUGACCGGGGCAACCUGCAAGGAGCUGGCCAGCCAGCCUGAUGUGGAUGGCUUCCUCGUGGGUGGUGCUUCCCUCAAGCCCGAAUUUGUGGACAUCAUCAAUGCCAAACAAUGAGGCCCAUCCAUCUUCCCUAUCUUUCCUGCCAAGCCAGGGACUAAGCAGCCCAGAAGCCCAGUAACUGCCCCUCCCUGCACAUGCUUCUGAUGGUGUCAUCCGCGCCCUCUUGUGGCCUCAUCCAAACUGUACCUUCCUUUACCGUUUAUAUCUUCACCCUGUAAUGGUUGGGACCAGGCCAAUCCCUUCUUCACUUACGAUAAUGGUUGGAACUAAACAUCACCAAGGUGGCUUCUCCUUGGCUGAGAAGUGGAAGGGGUGAAAUUUACUAGUGGGUCCCCUAAGCCCUAAUGAGGGUGGGAGAGAAACCACCCUCACCGUGAGGCCAAGAUCCUCCCCUCAGAAACCAGGAGUGCCGCCCUCUCCCACGGUGCCCGUGCCUGUGUGUGUGUGUGUGAACCACCCACGUGUGAGGGAAUAAACACCUGGCACCAGGUCU
Messenger RNA from Sapajus apella (tufted capuchin), 1619 nucleotides. RefSeq names its product triosephosphate isomerase 1 (gene TPI1). Gene Ontology annotation, cellular component: cytosol. Lineage: Eukaryota; Metazoa; Chordata; Mammalia; Primates; Cebidae. The transcript is spliced from 7 exons. Bases 320 to 1180 code for a protein of 286 amino acids. Gene Ontology annotation, biological process: gluconeogenesis; glycerol catabolic process; glycolytic process. The record is from RefSeq and is a predicted model, not a curated record. Gene Ontology annotation, molecular function: triose-phosphate isomerase activity.